AUGUCUUUCGACCAGCUCUCGUCGCUAGAGGCGGGGCGCCGCCGAGGCAGCCCCAGCUACGCCGAUGAUCCCGAAUUCCAGCGCCUUUCGCAGGACCUGAUGAAUAAGAUUUUCAAGCUCAACGGUAACAAUCAGCGACUGACUGGAGAAGUCGGGCACUUGGGGACACGGCGCGACACGCCACGGGUGCGGGAGCGGGUGCAUGAGUUGAUUGAGGAGUCGCGCGGGAUGUUCAAGGAGGUGGGCGAAGGCGUCAAGAGGAUCCAGACAUGGGAGGACGUUACACCAGCACAAAAGUACAUGCAACAGAAGUUAUCGCGCGAAUUCCAGGGUUCGCUCUCGGAGUUCCAGAACCUCCAACGACAAGCGCUUGAGAAACAGAAAGCCUCCGUCUCAGCAGCGCGCGCUGCCGUCGAGAGCGAAGGCGGCGCCACCGGCGGUGCGGGCGGGCCCCCGAGCCCACAACUCCUCCAGCAGCAGGAAUUAACCCGGCUCGCUCCUCAGGAUGAAGUCGACUUCCAGGAAGCGCUCAUCAUCGAGCGCGAGGAGGAGAUCCGCAACAUUGAGCAGGGCGUGGGUGACCUCAACGUGCUGUUCCAGCAGGUGGCCCAAAUCGUGACGGAGCAGGGCGAAACGCUCGACACCAUCGAGCGGCAGGUCGAAGUGAUACGAGACGAUACGCGCGGGGCGGACCGCGAGCUGAUCAGCGCGGCGAGGUACCAGAAGAAUGCGCGGAGCAAAGCGUGUUGCCUGUUGCUUGUUCUGGCGGUUAUUCUGACGAUCGUGUUGUUGGCGGUAUUUUUGGGAUGA
Chaetomium strumarium is the source of this 810-nucleotide messenger RNA. Its product is annotated as t-SNARE. Gene Ontology annotation, molecular function: SNAP receptor activity; SNARE binding. Gene Ontology annotation, biological process: Golgi to vacuole transport; intracellular protein transport; vesicle fusion. Lineage: Eukaryota; Fungi; Ascomycota; Sordariomycetes; Sordariales; Chaetomiaceae. The transcript has 2 exons. The record is from RefSeq and is a predicted model, not a curated record. Gene Ontology annotation, cellular component: membrane; endomembrane system; SNARE complex. Bases 1 to 810 code for a protein of 269 amino acids.